Molecule: messenger RNA, 544 nt
Organism: Rhododendron vialii
Lineage: Eukaryota; Viridiplantae; Streptophyta; Magnoliopsida; Ericales; Ericaceae
Product: protein BOLA2
Exons: 3
Coding region: 128-409 (93 amino acids)
Biological process (GO): intracellular iron ion homeostasis
Cellular component (GO): cytosol; nucleus
Molecular function (GO): 2 iron, 2 sulfur cluster binding
Source: RefSeq, a predicted model, not a curated record
CACCCAAAUAGAAAAUCUCCUUUCACGCUUUUAUUUCACGCAUCGCCGAUAUAUACAGGAACCAUAUAUACACGUUCGCAUCGCUGCGGCUAGUGUAAAGAGUUCAGAGAGAGAGAGAGAGAGAGAGAUGGGGGUGACGAAGGAGGUGGUUGAAUCUUCAUUGACUUCAAAGCUGAACCCUGCUCAUCUUGAAGUAAUCGAUACAUCUGGAGGGUGUGGUGCAAGCUUUGCAGUGGAGAUUGUAUCAGAGCAAUUUGCAGGGAAGAGGUUGCUGGAGAGGCAUCGAAUGGUGAAUACUGCAUUGACAGAGGAGAUGAAAGAAAUACAUGCACUUUCUAUCACCAAGGCUGUUACCCCUGAGCAGUGGAAACAGCAACAAGAGUCUGAAAAAUCUCAAUCCGCUGCUUAAACGUCAUGCGUUUUUGAAGUUAACUCAUCUGAGAUUUUUAGAUACAAUAUGUUUAUGCAGUUGAAUCAGAACCAAUGUUUGUGUGGGGAAAUAUUGUGGACAUAAAUCAAUGUAUGGUUUUGUGUCUUCCAGCCA